This is a messenger RNA of Entamoeba invadens IP1, 576 nucleotides long. RefSeq lists its product as hypothetical. Lineage: Eukaryota; Evosea; Mastigamoebida; Endamoebidae. The record is from RefSeq and is a predicted model, not a curated record. The transcript has a single exon. The coding region runs from base 1 to 576 and encodes 191 amino acids.
AUGGAACAAUCAACACUUUGUAAGACACUUUAUGAUAAAUUGAAAAAAGAUGAUGGGUCAGUCGAAGUAAUACCUUUAAUAGACGGAAUCUUGGAGGAAGAGAGCAAGAUCAACACCAACCAAACAGAAGAAUAUAAAAAGAAGGCAAAAGAGACAUUGAAAGAGAUAGCUUGCAUAUCACAAGGAUAUGAAGACAACAAAAUUAUGAAUAAAAAUGAUGCACAAGAUUUUGUGGGAUAUGUCGAUGCAGUUCGCACUUUUCAAAGUGCCAAGACUGAGUUGAUGACACCACACUUCGGUUGUUUCUGUGAUCCAAACAUAAUGCUGCGAAAUUCGGACCUUAUAAAGUUCUUAGAUGGAUGGAUUGGGUUUGGAGAGAAGUACACGUUCAAUAAAAUUGAUAAAGAACAUAAAGGGUAUAUCACUGUCGACCAAUUUGUUGACGCCAAAACGUUCCUUUGGAAUAAAGAAGAGAAGAAGAGUCAAAUAGAGGAAUUGAGGAUAAAGACAGAAGAAAAACAAAAGGAAAAAGGGGGCAAAAUAACACUCGAGGACUUCAUCAAUUUAAGUGAUUAA